This is a messenger RNA of Trypanosoma theileri, 1656 nucleotides long. Its product is annotated as vacuole import and degradation. Gene Ontology annotation, molecular function: protein binding. The transcript has a single exon. The coding region runs from base 1 to 1656 and encodes 551 amino acids. Gene Ontology annotation, cellular component: nucleus; cytoplasm. NCBI's taxonomy places the organism in Eukaryota, Euglenozoa, Kinetoplastea, Trypanosomatida, Trypanosomatidae. The record is from RefSeq and is a predicted model, not a curated record.
AUGUGGUCAAAAAAUAAGGAUAAGGGCCAUGAGGAAGAGAAGGUAUUGUUCAGUGAAUAUGGUACACUAUAUUUCAUGAAAGGAGAACGGUACAAAGCCAUUUUUGACUCAUCGGAGUGUGAACAAUGCACCAUGAGGAUUCUAAGAAUAUCACGGGAAUCCUUUUUUAUUCAGGUUUUAGCUGAUUUUGAUGGUGAGGAGAGUGAAGUACUUAUUCAACCUAUUGGGUGUGGUCUUUCUUUCGGGUACAGUCGGAAGGCAGGCUCUGUACAUUGGCCGGCAUAUAUGGAUGGUAAACUGGAAUCCAUGGCAUUCGUAUUCUCUGGAGAGAAUUCAAGAAUGACACCAGAGGAUAUUACAAUGCGCUUUGUGGAGAUUUACAAUCGUUGUACCUACGCUCUUUUGACAUCCUCAGAUGUUGAUGCGAUAACCAAUGAGGAUGAAGGUUAUGAAUACAUUGGAAAUUCUGCCACUUCACAGAUUCCAGAUGAAGACUACCAAGAACCUGUUUACGAAUUGGAUGUCUCACAUGAGGCGGCAACUAAAACUGGUGGUAGAAAUAUCUGUUAUAGUGAAUCCAUGAAGUUCAAUAAUGCAAUGGUGGUAAGAAGGGCUAAAGAUUCUGUUGAACUUCAAACACACAAGUUUGAUUCAUAUGGUUUUAAUGAAGGUACCUCAGGAAAAGUACGGAUACCUGGGUUAACUACAUGUGAGGAUGCAUUAUUAGAUGAUACUGAAACUAAACUACAACUUCUCAGUAUAGAUGAUCAGAAACUAUACGAGUAUGACAUAGAUUAUGGAAAGGUGGUACAGGAACACAAACUUCCUGAAAAAGUAACGGCAAUAACAUACAGUGCUCACGUUGCUGAUCCAGUGCCAGUGUAUACUUGCCUCACUGAUAACGUCGCCUUUAACGUGGACUGUCGGAUGGACCCUCGUAAAAAUAUUGUCAUGGAACCUGGUUGUACACUGGAUAAAUACAGACUAACAUCAUUAAAGAAACCAUUUACCUGCCAUGCAACCACGAGGGAUGGACACCUUGUCAUUGGUGAUAUGAUGGGAAGUAUUCGUCUGUACCGUGGUCCUCCAGGCAGUCGUCGGAAAGAUGGCAAAUACAAUCCAAAGGCAGCUCAGACACUGUUAGAGACUAAGGUACCAAUUGUUGCAGUGGACGUGACGGCAGAUGGAGCCUAUGUUGUGGCGGUGUGUGAAAAGUUUUUAUUAUUUAUGCCUACUGCGUAUGUGGAUGACCGAGGCGAGAAUACGACUGGGUUUGUCUCAAAAAUGGGUAAGAAGAAGCCAACACCGUUAAAAUUGCAACCAACAUCAAAGCAGCUUGCAGUACUUGGAGGUAUUGAAAAACUGGAUUUUGUUUCUGGUGGGUUUGAUCGCUAUGAGAAUGGUGGACGCGAGGUUUGCAUAACUGCUUACAGUGGAAACUACAUCUUCACAUGGAGUCUUGAGGCUGUAAAGCGGGCUGAGGAGAAUGGACGCGCGUGUCUUGGUGAAAGUGCCCUUGUGAGAAAUGAUGUCAUUGGCGUUUCAGCCCAUAUUCCAGAUAAACUAAUGUACUUGACUGACUCUGAUAUCUGUAUGGCUCCUUUGAAGUUACACGAGCGUACAGAGAGGGGAUCAAGGCGUUAUGCUUAUUUGUGA